Pyrenophora tritici-repentis Pt-1C-BFP is the source of this 1343-nucleotide messenger RNA. Its product is annotated as elongation factor 1 gamma domain-containing protein. Gene Ontology annotation, biological process: translational elongation. NCBI's taxonomy places the organism in Eukaryota, Fungi, Ascomycota, Dothideomycetes, Pleosporales, Pleosporaceae. Gene Ontology annotation, molecular function: translation elongation factor activity. The record is from RefSeq and is a predicted model, not a curated record. Gene Ontology annotation, cellular component: nucleus; cytoplasm.
AUGUCUUUCGGAAAGCUUUACAGCUACUCGGGUAACCCGCGCACCACCUCUCUCCUGGCGGUCGCGAAGGAGAACGGCCUCGACAUUGAGUUUGUCGAGACUGAGCCUGCCAAGGUGUCUCAACUGAUUGCCUCGCAGAACGAGAAGACCAGCCUUCUUGGAAAGACCAAGCAGGACUACGCCACCAUUCUGCGAUGGAUGUCCUUUGUCAACACUGAGGUCCUCUCCCCUCUCGGUGGCUGGUUCCGUCCCAUCCUCGGCCGCGACCCCUACAACAAGAAGAACGUUGAGGAAUCACAGAAGGCCGCCCUCAAGGCUGUCCACGUCAUCGAGGAGCACCUUCUUACACACACAUACCUCGUUGGUGAGCGUCUGACACUUGCCGAUAUCUUCGCUACCAGCAUCCUUGCUCGUGGCUUCCAGUACUUCUUCGACAAGCAAUGGCGCGACUCCAACCCCAACGUCACUCGCUGGUACGAGACCAUCUACAACCAGUCUAGCUACUCAGCCGUGGCUCCCAAGUUUGAGUUCAUCACCGAGGCGUUGAAGAACGUCGCACCAAAGAAGGAAGGUGGUGAGAAAAAGAAGGAGACCCCCAAGGCCGCCCCUAAGCCCAAGGAGGAGGCUGAGGAAGAGGAGGAGGCUGCGCCUGCUCCCAAGCCCAAGCACCCUCUCGAGGCUCUGCCCAAGGCUACCUUCGUCCUUGACGACUGGAAGCGCAAGUACUCCAACGAGGAGACCCGCGAGGUUGCCCUCCCCUGGUUCUGGGAGAACGCCAACUUUGAGGAGUACUCCAUCUACAAGGUCGACUACAGGUACAACGAUGAGUUGACCCUCACCUUCAUGACCGCCAACUUGAUCGGUGGUUUCUUCACUCGUCUCGAGGCCAGCCGCAAGUACCUCUUCGGCUGCUGCUCCGUGUACGGCAUUGCCAACGACUCCAUCAUCAAGGGCGCUUUCGUCGUCCGUGGUCAGGAGGCGCUUCCCGCUUUCGAUGUCGCUCCCGACGUUGAGAGCUACGAGUUUACCAAGCUCGACCCCACCAAGGAAGAGGACCGUGAGUUCGUCAACGACCAGUGGUCGUGGGACAAGCCCCUCGUCGUCGGCGACAAGACCUACGAGUGGGCCGACGGUAAGGUGUUCAAGUAAACGCUUCGCUUGCUUGGUGAAGAGUUUGUUUUGAUUUAUGAUGCGGAUGAAUUACGACUGGGUAUGGGACGGAUGGAAUGAGGGAUGAGAAUUCAUGAGAUCAUGUUGGGCAGCCUUUGGUAGAUCAGCGAUACUACCACGGCCGGAUAGAGGCUCGGAAAAGCUGCACAAGAAAAAUCAUGAUACCCAACCAA